This is a messenger RNA of Salvia miltiorrhiza (redroot sage), 1074 nucleotides long. RefSeq lists its product as uncharacterized. Bases 1 to 1074 code for a protein of 357 amino acids. Lineage: Eukaryota; Viridiplantae; Streptophyta; Magnoliopsida; Lamiales; Lamiaceae. The transcript is spliced from 3 exons. The record is from RefSeq and is a predicted model, not a curated record. Gene Ontology annotation, molecular function: nucleic acid binding.
AUGAGCACAAAUCUAACAACACAAAAGAGGAAUCAAGUGGCACAAUUUAUCCUUGAAGGCAGCAAGGAUGGGAAGCCCAGUAAAGGCAGGUACAAGGAAGCACAAUUGAAGUUCAACAUCUCUCGAGCAACCGUCUUUCGACUAUGGGCUGCUGCAAAAAAACAACAAAAGAAUGGUGACGUAAUACAUCUUGUAAGUGGCAAAACAACUAGACUUCAUAGGAAGUACAUUGAACUUGAUCUUACCUUGCUUGUGAAUAUGGAAUGUACUAAGAGGGGAAGCAUUAGAAGGCUAGCACAAGGGUUAGGGGCUAGUAAAACCACUGUCGGGAGAUGGGUGAAAACUGGAAAAAUCAGAGCACAUACAAGUGCCAUCAAACCCGAUUUAACAGCCACAAAUAAACUUUUGAGGUUGAGAUUUUCACUCCAAUCCUUAGAAUUGGAUAGAAUACUCAACGUCAUAAAGUUCAAGGAUAUGCAUAACACCGUGCACAUUGAUGAGAAAUGGUUUUAUAUUACUAAGGGCACACAUCGGUACUACUUGGCUCCGGGAGAGCCCGAGCCAUAUAGAUCAUGCAAAAGUAAGAAAUUCAUUGGAAAGAUCAUGUUCAUAUGUGUUGUCACUAGACCAUUGAUUGCAGAAAAUUGUGAAGUUAUGUUUGAUGGAAAGAUAGGGAUCUUUCCAUUCAUAGAAAAGGUGCCAGCAAAGAGAAACAGUAGAAACAGAAAUGUAGGCACGUUGGAGACGAAGCCAAUAGAAUCAAUCACGAAGGAGGUGUAUAAAGCUUGGCUAAUCAAUGAGGUAGUACCAGCAGUAAUGAGCAAGUGGCCAGAGGGAGCAAGCAAACGAAUUGACAUUCAGCAGGACAAUGCAAGACCCCACAUUCUAGACAAUGAUCGGAUUUCAGGGCUGCCGCAAGAAGCACUAAGAAGGGCAGAUCGCUUGCCAGUUAACCUAGAAGUGCCAGUGGAGCUUAUUGAAGCAUGCAUAAAUCAUCUCCAUGAAAGGGGAAGCAGUGAUGGAAUGACAGAUAUAGUGCAGAAUCUGGGCCUAGACAUAAUCGAGAGUGCUUAG